This is a messenger RNA of Cherax quadricarinatus, 674 nucleotides long. It is a transcript of the gene ND-B14.5B, whose product is annotated as NADH dehydrogenase (ubiquinone) B14.5 B subunit. Gene Ontology annotation, cellular component: mitochondrial inner membrane. Lineage: Eukaryota; Metazoa; Arthropoda; Malacostraca; Decapoda; Parastacidae. Gene Ontology annotation, biological process: mitochondrial electron transport, NADH to ubiquinone. The record is from RefSeq and is a predicted model, not a curated record.
GGGGUCUGGUGAAGGCUGUGUCAACAUGGAGGCAGAGCAGAAGACUCACAUCAACCCAGCAGAUUAUUUCAACCCGGAUACCCCAGUGCAUGACCGAGGGUUCCUAAGGAAGUUAUGGUUUCCCUUCAUCCUGGGUGCCUCCGGCUUUGGCAUGGCUUGUUUCUUGAAUAUAUAUAACAGGAAACCGAAAUUCAGCGGUAUACAGCAACAUGUGAUGUUUUCUAGUCUUGGGAUACUUCUUGGCAUUAGUGCCACUAGAUGGCUAGCACAGAGAGCGGCUGAGAGGGACCACAUUUAUUACCAUUAUAUGCUUGCUCACCCGGAUGAUUUUCCACCUAUUGAAAGGAAGAAAUAUGCUGAAGUCAUAGAAAAAUGGGUUCCUAUCCGCUGAUGUACCUCACUCGGUCAAGAUAGUGCAGUCUUAUUUGAUCUACACAACUCAGAUUAUCUUUCUUGUUUUCUCAUUGUUCUAUAAGAAAGACUAUUUUGUGUGGUAAGGCAUUUCUGUCAUACUGUACACUGAAGUGCAUCAUAAGUCAAAAUCUGUAUAUUAAAAGGCUUAAAAUACAAAUUACUGAACUUCAACAUGUUACUUAUGACAGACUGGGUGGUACUGUCAUAUUAUGCCCUGAGGAUAAUAUAGAUAUGUAUAUAUAAAUAAAAUCUUCAUAUUU